This is a messenger RNA of Penicillium cataractarum, 945 nucleotides long. RefSeq lists its product as uncharacterized. The record is from RefSeq and is a predicted model, not a curated record. The transcript has a single exon. The coding region runs from base 1 to 945 and encodes 314 amino acids. NCBI's taxonomy places the organism in Eukaryota, Fungi, Ascomycota, Eurotiomycetes, Eurotiales, Aspergillaceae.
AUGAAGCCUACGAUCACAUGGUAUCGGAAUAGGGAACUACGUGCCUACAAGAUACCCGACAGCGUAGACGAGGCCCUGGGACCGGUAGCGACCUACCAUAUUGAGCCCAACGAUGAAGUCCAGAGUCAUGCAACCACUCCAAACCUCGACUGCGCAGUCUACACGACCCGCAACAAGGUGACGUGCGUUGGCCAGGAUGGUGGGCCGCUGUGGUGCUACAACCUAGAGCCUCAUACUCCCGAGCGCUUACCCAGAACCGAGUGCAUAUUCUCCCUCGAUGGGAACUUGCUGUGGCUGUACCGGCCGGACGCGAUGACAGAUCGUGGUCCCGACCGAUUGGUUGUUUUGCUUGCGAGUACGGGGGAGACGGUCGCACAGGCAGAGCUAGACACCGUCGGACAGGCAGCCCAGUUCGUGCAACAUCCCGACGGGCGUCAUGUCAUGCUCGAUGUGGGCGAGGGCCAGGACGGGGUAAAACUAUUCCUCGCGGCACUCGCCGACAGUGGUGGGAUAGACCUGCACUCCUACGGUUGGGACGACCGGGCCCUAAUUGAUAUCGCGCCGAAUGGGCAAUGUUUUAUGACCGUCGACCACGGUCGGUACGAUGUCGCCUUUCACACGUUUCCCAGUGGUGAGGAAAUCUUGCGGCUGCCGAUCACCGCUUUCGGUUAUGAGGAUGACGAAGAGGACAAAGAGGACGAUUCAUUUGUGGACUGGGGCGGCGGCUUUCUCAACGCCGAUAUUGCGGUUGUCGUUAUUACGGGCGAGCUGAAUGAUGAGGAAUGGUACCACUAUUAUCAGGUCGACUUGCGCACUGGUAAGCCACUCGGUCGCUUUGAAGCGCACUCCACCGAGAUCGAUGGCUUCCAAGCCCUUGGUGAUGGCACUUGGAUCGCCUCCGAUUUUAAUGGUAACCCAGUACGCCAUCUGUCGUAUAGUCAAUGA